CAGAGCGGCGCGCUUUGAAUGAACGCCGGGAGAAGCCGGAGACAGAGAGGGGCGGGCUUACUUACACCUUUCAGUGGGAAACCUCUGUUCAAAAAGCUACCAACGUCCCCCUUGUGAAGAGAGCCUGCUUUCUGCUGCUUUCACUACAACUCAACAAGAGAGACGACAAAAGAAGCCCCGAAAUGUGCUUCUCCACAUGCGGGAUAGCAGUUUAUAUUUGUUGACUCAGAAGUUUAAACUGCGCUGAAGAUUGAGACAGACUGCACUAAAAAAAAAAAAGAAGAAGAAGGAAAAAAGAAAACAGCCUACAAGUCGUGCAGGUGGUGAACCACACGUUGAUCACACCGAGACUCACCAUCCAGACCUCCUCGUCUCACCUGAGCCUCACAGGAAAGGUUAAAAUGUCCGUGGAGAGUUACUCGGCGCUGGAUGAGACCUCUCUCCGAGCCCUGCUGGACGGAACCGUGGAUCUGGACGAGAGGCGUCUCAUCCGUUCAGCCAUCCGGGACUUGAGGAGGCGUGAGAUCGAGGACAUGGAAGCCGCUUUGGCCAGCAAGAGGUUUCGACCCACGCGCCUCAAACAGCAGGAGGACAAGGAGAAUCAGCACAGGUCAGAAUCAAGCGACAACUUGGACGUCUUGUCACGAAAACUGCAAUCAAUCCAGGACAUCGAUGAGCUCACUAAGAUGCUCCGCGCCGCCGGCGAGUACGAGGAGAGGAAGAUGAUCCGAGCAGCCAUCCGACAAAUCCGAGAUGAACAGCAGCAAGGGACUGUGGAGCGGACUAAAGCUCCCAGUUGCUGCCUGGAGCCUGAGAGUGUGGAGUCUCAAAGCAGCAUGGGAACUGGGGAGACAGAGCGGGAGAGUCACAGUGAGCGCGAACGUAUCAGAUCUCAGAUCCGAGAGUUACGCGGCCAACAGACACAACAAAGCAGAGAGCUGCAGCGACUAGGCUCUAAUUCAGGCGGCAUGGUGUUGGUUCUCGAUCACCUGGUGAAGGAUGAUAGCUCUGGACCUCUGUUGAUCCAGCCUCCAAGAGAGGCUGUGACCUCAGAGCCUGACAUGGUCCUGUCUCAUCGGCAAAGAUCCGACUCUUCAGCUUCAGACCGCAGUGUGACCUCAGGGCUUUCCAGGUCCAAUCUGGAUCCUGUAGUCUCAGAGAAGAGUCUGGGCUCGGCCUACAGAUCCCGGCUGGACUCUGGAGCCUCAGACAGGAGUCAGAGCCCCUCCCAGCGGGGUCGGCUAGACUCUGGGGCAUCAGAGCGAAGCGUCAGUUCCCAGUCCAACGUCAGACAGAGACUGGGCUCAGAUGUCUCAGACUCUGGCGUCAGACCCCGUUUUGGCUCUGGGGCUUCAGACAGUGUUGGUCUUUUGUCAAGAAAACGUACUGACUCUGGGACAUCUGACCAGAGUGUGAGUAUGUCCUCUGAAGAGAGGGGUCCAGCAGAGGAAGUAGAAGUAGCCACAAGUGGUUCAACUUACAGCACAGAUUCAGAAAGUGAGAGCAAAAGCCACGGCCCAGAAAACCUCCAGGCUCCAGAGUCCAACCAGGACAGCAUCAUUGACCAGGAGCAGCCUGAUGGGGCCGUUUUAUCUUGCAAAGAUCCGGCAAAUGGUCUGCUCAAUGGCAACGCCAAAGGAAAAACUGACUUCCAGGAACAAAAGAUAAUAACUAACAGCGAUCCACCCGUCUCUCACGUCAAAGCAAAAGAUUCUGCACCUGAGAAGAAAGAUGUUGUAUUGGAACAAUUCAACCGCACCAACUCUGUACGUGACCGAAUGCGCAAGUUCACAGAGUCCAAUCAGACCCCAAAUGUCCCAGCUUUGAAGAAAGCUCCUCUGAGGAAUGGGAUCAUCUCCGGCAGCGGAGGUCAUACAAACUUCUCCAGAGCUACUGAGCUGUUUACACACACAGCAGCAUCCCUCAGCACAUCUGGAGACCGGCCAGCGAGGCCACAUGGUGACUCCACGUCUCACACCUCUGCCGCAUCCCAGAGUCACGCAACACCUCAGCCAAGAGGUGUGGCCAACAAACCUCUGUCUUCAGCCGGCCAAUGGCAGAACUCCAUGGGUGGGACGAGGCAUCCAGCUGAAAAAGAUGUGCACGCCUCCAGUAACUCCAAGGAAGACAGGACCCCAGGGAGAGAGGCUGAACAGCAGGUCACUCAGGGAGAGGAAGACCCAGACAUGAAGACUUUCCUCACGAUUGAGAUCAAGGAUGGGCGCACCACCACCUCCUCUGCAUCCUCUGCUAGGGGCAACAUCGUACCUAUCUCCACCAUGACCCCACGCAUCAACACCAAUGCUCUGGGACAGAGCAGACCAGAGUUGACCCUUGGCCUCAGAGCAACACCAUUCAAGAUCUCCUCAUCCAGCCUCUCCUCUGGAUCCUCCGUCAAGAUGGAGACAGAGCCUGUUGUGGCCUCUGAGCCGGUGUUUUCAGUUGGACCGUCCGCCCAGGUGCCGUGUCACGUCCCAGCCAUCCCCAACGGCUCCGGCUCUCAGGCCAAACCUAACGAAAGCUCCGGAAAACUGACUGAGGAACAGCUGGCUGCUAUCGAGGAUGAAGAGCUCCUUGAUAAAAUGCUCGAUGAGUCAAAAGACUUUGAGGAGAGAAGGCUGAUCCGUGCAGCAAUGAGAGACCUUCGUAAGAAAAAGAGAGAGGCCAAGCUGGGAUGUACUCAAGAAGAAAUGGGUAGGCCAGAUCAGAGAGAAAAGGAGCGUGAGGCUCGUCUUCAGGAGCUCCGGCAGCAGAGAGAAGAGCGAACGCAGAAGGGUCGCGCUGGGGCCGGAGCAGGAGAGGUGAUGAUGAGAAAGGUGGAGAAGUCAGCAGAUGGCUCAAGCCUCAGCCAAGUCACCAAGACAGACCGCUUCGCACAGUCUGAUGAUGGGAGCAGAUCAUCACGCAGUACUGUCGUCGAGGCCAGUUAUGUGCAGAAAACGGACAGAGGGACAGUCCAGUCAAAAUCUUAUAGUUUCAGCUCUUCCACAUCCUCCUCCUCCUCUAACGCAAGCAAAAAAGUGGGCAGCGUGUUUGAUCGCGAGGAUGACACAUCAUCUCGCAGUGGUGGUUUAGCCGCCAUCGAGCGAAGGCAGGCGGAGAGACGCAAGGAGCUGAUGAGGGCUCAGACUAUGCCGAAGACGUCCGCCAUGCAGGCCCGCAAAGCCAUGAUAGAGAAGUUUGAGAAGGACGGAGGCGGCCCUGGAAAUCAAGCAGUCGCCAAGGUAAACAGGGUCCAGCGUUCCACCAGCUUUGGUGUACCCAAUGCAAACUCAAUCAAGCAGAUGCUGCUCGACUGGUGUCGUGCCAAGACCCGCUCAUAUGAGCAUGUGGAUAUUCAGAAUUUUUCAUCCAGCUGGAGUAAUGGUAUGGCGUUUUGUGCCCUGGUGCACAAUUUUUUCCCUGAAGCCUUUGACUACAGCUCCCUGAGCCCCAGCAACCGCAGGCAAAACUUUGAGGUGGCCUUCAGCAAUGCCGAGACCUACGCCAACUGCAUGCCUUUGCUGGAAGUGGAGGACAUGAUGAUCAUGGGUAAUAAACCCGACUCCAAAUGCGUCUUCACCUACGUGCAGUCUCUCGUCAACCACCUUCGCAGAUACGAGAUGUCCAUGGGUCGACCCUGUGACCUCAUUCAGCCUUGACUCACCCUCCUCAGCUCCAUCUUCACCCUGUCAGGCUGGGUCACAGAGUUGCACAUCUCUGAUUGUUGGGGAUUGUGUGUGCGUGUGUGUGUGCGUGCGCGUGUGUGUUUGUGUAUCAGUUUGCUUAUUAUUUUUGUUGGCAGUGGUGAUGUGCAUUCAUUACUUCAGUUGGACACACUUUGUUCAAACAAAGUCCACGUCUCUCCAGCGAAAGAGCGCCAAAGUUUUCAUAAGAAAUCCUUUUAAGCUUUAAAAUUUUCCUCUUUUUUUUGCAAGUCAGCUGAUAUUUAAUGUGCAGUGGCUAUGUCACUACGAUAGUGUACUGAAAAAUACAUCAAGAGAGAAAAGAGAAAUAUUUUUAUAGUAUUUCCCUUUUUAAUUUAUUUAUAUCUACAUUUUUCUCUGCUUCACUUUUGUAAUUAUUAUAAUUUGCUACCAUUGCUGUCAGUAAGUCCACUGAAGACGAAAAAAAUAUACCUAACCACAUGAUUUAUUAUUUGGUUUUCAUUUCGGUACUUUUAUUUUUAACAAACUCGGGUUGCUUGAUGCAUUUUAAUUAACUUAUUAUUCUUGUGUCGAUGUAAUCAGUUACCAUAUUAAUAUUUAAUACACGAGCAGAGGGGUGUUCUUCAUCUUUCAGAUGGAUGCAGCAUUAAUAUUGUUGCUUUCUGUGCUACUGAGAACAUUUUUUAACAUUGUGCCUCCUCCUGUAUUACUGUAUCAUCAUAAUAUUAUUCUCACAGCACAGAUGCUCACAGUCCAACAGAUUUUGCGCUGCCCGACUGACAGCAUAUGUACAAAAACAACCUCACAGCAAUGCUGCCAUCAUUGCCGAGCAUCACUGCCUCGCCCUAACAAACACACUCACACACAGCUCUUUUAGAGGGCUCCUUAUUAAUGCUUGAGUAGAUGUUUUUGAAAUGUUGUUUUUCUUUAGUGUGUACAUUAUGCUUAAGUUUUCUAGUUGAUAAGCUCAAGCUACCAUGAUUUAUUGUUUUUUUUCUUUUGUGAAAGAAAUUUGGGGGUCAUAUUCUGAGUAAGUUUAAGGCCUGAUGAAAGCUGGCUUUCUGUUUAAAGUUUAUAAGUAAUCAGGACUUAACACGACUGCCAAUUGUAUAUUUUACAACAUGAAGCUAAGGAAAAAUUUUAAAUGAAGAUUUUUAUUCAGCUUGUAAACUUCAAAAAGGUUCCUUUUUGAGAAGAUGUUUAAAAUCCGACCAGAGUUGAAAUGUUAUUUCUUAAAAGUUCAGUUUUAGUAGAUUUAAAGAAAUUACUUGAGAAUUAUUGCUGCCACUGCUGCCAGCCGAAAAACGAAUACCUUCCACGAAGCAGUGAGUGCUGUACAUAAGAACUUAAACACAUUAUAAUUUCAUGUUUCUGUGCACCACACAUAAAUGUGAAUUAAAACCAAUUUGAGAAAUGAA
Larimichthys crocea (large yellow croaker) is the source of this 5065-nucleotide messenger RNA. It is a transcript of the gene smtnb, whose product is annotated as smoothelin b. Lineage: Eukaryota; Metazoa; Chordata; Actinopteri; Sciaenidae. The coding region runs from base 402 to 3641 and encodes 1079 amino acids. The transcript has 20 exons. The record is from RefSeq and is a predicted model, not a curated record. Gene Ontology annotation, molecular function: protein binding.